AUGGAGAGAAUCGAUGUACACACCCACUGCGUACCGCCCUCAUAUCGCGAGUACUGCCUACAGAGCGAUUUUGCAGGAAGAGGCCACCCAGAUGGAAUGCCCGCUAUCCCAGAAUGGAGCCCUGAAGCUCACAUCGACUUGAUGAACCAACUCAAGAUCAAGAAAUCAGUGCUGAGCAUGUCAUCCCCAGCAACACAUCUAACCCCAGGCAACAACGAGGAAGGCCGAUCCGUAACCCGACGCGCCAACAUCGACAUGUCCAAAAUCUGCGCCGAUCACCCAACCCACUUCCUCUUUUUCGCCUCCCUCCCCCUCCCAGACGUGGAAGGCUCCCUUGCAGAAAUAGACUAUGCACUAGACCAUCUUGGCGCAGUGGGGUUUCAAAUCCUGACCAAUUCGCACGGCAUCUACCCGGGCGAUCAGCGCUUCGCUCCCGUUUUUGACAAAUUAAGUGAACGCAAGACCAUUGCCUUCUUUCACCCGACUACGUGUCUCAUCCGGCACGGUGAUGACGAUGUCUCGCUUGAAAAGGUGACGCCGCUCCCCGGCGUCCCUGCACCUAUUAUGGAAUUCAUGUUCGAUUCCACCCGGGCGCUUAUGAGUCUGCUUACUUCUGGGACGGUCGAUCGCUGUCCUGGAAUCACAUUCGUGGCUUGCCACUGCGGUGCGACGUUCCCGCCGAUCAUGGACAGGAUUGCGGAGUUCUCGGCCAUGAUUCCCGGUUCGGGGGGUGGGAUCACCGCGGAGAAGAUUAGGCAGCUAUUGCAGACGCGUUUCUAUUUUGAUCUUGCGGGUCUGCCGUUUCUGAAUCAGAUUCAUGGUCUUCUACGGCUGGUUGAUUCGUCCAGGUUGUUGUAUGGGAGUGAUUAUCCAUACACCCCUGCUGCGUUGGCGGAGUCUCUGGCUAAGAGAGUGGAUGAUGGACUGCAGGAUUUAUUUGGAUUGGAAACAACGAAGCAGAUUUUGGUCGAUAAUGCGCAGGAUCUUCUUGGGGAAACUCGUGAAUAG
Messenger RNA from Penicillium griseofulvum, 1008 nucleotides. RefSeq names its product amidohydrolase family protein. Gene Ontology annotation, biological process: secondary metabolic process. The record is from RefSeq and is a predicted model, not a curated record. Gene Ontology annotation, cellular component: cytoplasm; cytosol. Lineage: Eukaryota; Fungi; Ascomycota; Eurotiomycetes; Eurotiales; Aspergillaceae. Bases 1 to 1008 code for a protein of 335 amino acids. The transcript has 2 exons. Gene Ontology annotation, molecular function: carboxy-lyase activity; hydrolase activity.